UGUUCAUUGUUCACUCGGAACCAGUUAACACCGUGAAACUCAUUCCAGUCCACAGUAACGCCAUAUUUAAGAGGUGUUUAAUCUCACGCUCAAUUAGUCGCCUCCAUCGUUACCUACAACUGGCUGCCCAAUCAAUUAUAACUCGCCAUUGAGUGUUUAUAAAAAUUAUUAACUUUAAGGAAAUGUUAUGUUACAAUAGAAUAUUUAAAUCCAAAAUGGCGGCCAACAUCUCCUACUUCAUUGUGUUUGCAAUAAUCGCUGUCGUAAACGGCAAGCCGGCAGCAGAAGACGCUGAAGCGUACGUAGCAGGUGAAUCCGGACUUCAAAAAAUACUGCAGCUGUUGGCCAAUCAAGGUAAAUACUAUAUUGCACUCAGUCACCAUGAAGAUGGGCCUAAGAAGCACCAUGAGGACACGGCUCGCAUAAUCAGCGCCGGCAGAUAUCGUGACGUCGACUCCGACGAACCCGUGGACCUCCAUCGCCGGCCCGACAACCAUUUGCAAGUUCCUAAAAAUUUUAAUAAGGUUGAUAAAUUACAGUACAAACCUAACCGCUUCCAACCACUACCUAAUAUUGUGAAACCCUUGACGUUGACUAAAAAUGAUAAUUUAGAAUAUGUCUCAAAUGGAGAAGAUAAUAUUAAAAGAUCAAAUGUAGAAGAAGCGCUUGUGUUUGAUUUGACUCGAGCAGACAAUGAGGACUCUGUGGAGUCACAGGUCAAGGGCCUACUCUCGGACAACAAUGACGGACAGGACUCAGGGGUCGAGGACUACGUCAGUGGAAUAGAAAAACAAAUAAACAAUGGUGGGAGGGACACGAAAGGUAACUACAUGUUGCCCCACCACGAUCACGAGCAUGCAGCCGAUGCUAUUGAGUUACUGAAUUAUUAUCUGCUGCCAAGAACGCCACAACAGGAGGCAAGGCGAGAAGCCAGACUAAAACAAGAAGAAGAAGAAAGAAAAAGAAAAGAAAAAGAACAACAACUACUGCUACAACAGCAACAACAACAGCAACAACCAGAGAAUAGCCGAUAUACCUAUGAUUAAGAUGAAGGAGUUCCAUUCCACCUAGAAGUUCAAAGCUUAGGCCAAGUCAGCCCUAAUGUUCCUUAAUAUAUAUUCUAGGUUA
Spodoptera frugiperda (fall armyworm) is the source of this 1128-nucleotide messenger RNA. RefSeq lists its product as uncharacterized. The coding region runs from base 183 to 1046 and encodes 287 amino acids. Lineage: Eukaryota; Metazoa; Arthropoda; Insecta; Lepidoptera; Noctuidae. The record is from RefSeq and is a predicted model, not a curated record. The transcript is spliced from 2 exons.